GGUGACAGUGAAGGAGCCGCGGCUGCUCUCUGCUGCUUUGAUAUGUUUGGUUGAACUGGAUACGAAGUUUGUCGGCUGUGCCCUCAAAAUUUCGGUAGGUAAGAGCCUGACACCCUCAUGUCUCAGUUUAAGAGCGUUAAACGUUUGUAAUUUAAAAUUUAACCGUCCGCUUAUAUGACGCUUUUAUCUUCAGAUUUAACGGCCGGCUCGCGCGAUCUCAAAGAUGACAGUUUGUUAGCUUAAAGUUUGGUGUAGCUCUGCAGCCUGAUGUCUCUGUUUUUUUGGGAAAUGUGAAUUGUGAUACUUCUCUAAAUGCUUCAUUCAGUGACUGACCGAUGUAACUGUGGCUUAUACCUCUUCCUGAACCGAAACUGAUGUCAGAAAAUAGAGCAAAAGUACUUAAAACCCUCACAGUUGCUGUAAUUCUACGUCUGUUAGGAAGUUUAACCUUUAAUUCACCUUUAAAUACCCAGUUUGACUUUUUUCUCAUUUUAUUUGCUGCUUACAAUUGACAAAACGAUAAUACACUGAUAAUUUGUUGCAUGUAGGUUAAUUAUUUGGUAAACCAUGGUCCUGAGAUAUGACCUUUUUUACAUAGAGUAUUGCAAUCUUGUUUUGUUCUUUUGUAGUAUUCUGGGCUUCAGCUUCAUGUACUUCCUAAAAUGUAGGUGUACUCCUCAGAUUUCUGAUUUAACUGUUACGAAAAACAGGAAAAUCCUACACUUCUGUGAGUUUUUGAACUUGCCUAAUAAUUAAAGCUCCUGUCAGGAAGUUUGGGCCUCCGGUGACUUUGGCGCCCCCUGUGGACAAAGUGAUACUCAUUAUCUCUUUGCAGAUUUGGUCUUGUUUAUUUUUGUAAGUCAUCCAGAGGCAAAUAUAUAUCGAUUUGAGUCUGUUUUAUAACCAGCUAGAAACUUCUCACAGGAGCUUUAACAUCAUUAUUGAUUACUCAGGAUGCACUCGUUGGCAUUAGAGGUGUGAAUUGAAAAAAUGCAAUGCCUGGUACACAGCCCAUCAUGACAAUAGUACUAAGAUACAGCAAUUCUGAAUAAUUGACCAAUUGCAAGUCAGUCUUAAUAAGAUACAUCGCACUAUAUGAUUGAUUAUGGAAAACAAAAUUCCUCUGACAGGUAAAAUGCAAGAUUAUGAUAUUUGAACUAUCGCAAAAAGGAAACAAAAGAAUAGAGCGACUUAACUUGGAAGAGUGCUGUAUAGUGCUUGAUUAUCCAUGAACCGAAUGAUUGUGUUUCUCAAGUCAAGAUGAAAAUAUGUCACAGGGUCAGUAUUUAUUUCUAUUCCUAUUCGGCAAAUAAUUUGACCUUUGCUGAUCUAAGUGGUUUACGUAUUGGUUUUGUAGCAUUUAUUCAAUGAUGGCAAGUUAAAGCAAACCCUAUUAUCAGCCUGCUGGAAAACAAACUCAGGAGCUGAAAUUUGCUGAAUUAAGGGAUUCAAAACUUGUCUGAGCACUGAUGGAAAGAGAGAUUAAAAUUACAACACCUGAGUUUCGAGAAAGGAAAUGUAGUUCAGUCCCUAAAUGGAUCAAUAAAAGGUUUACAAGAGAUUGAGAAAAGUCAGUGAGUCAGAUUUACUAAAGAGGGAUUGUGGUGAACUCUUCACCUGUGAAAUGACACGGAGCAUUGAGAACAAGUUCAACCUGGUCCUUUAGGGAACCUGAUCUGUACAUUAACCUGUCUUGUCCUCCUUGAAUAAUGCAGAAAAGGCGCUCAGUGCUAAACUGGGUCAAAAGAUAACCCAGAUUGUCAUAGCUUUUUUUUUCCGUAUUGUAACUGUCACUAACAAACCACCUUCGAGCAAACCUACUGCUUUACACAUUUAUCUGGAAUGUGUCGCUGAUGUAUGCCUCUCUUCUUUUACUGCUUCGUGCUGCAUGUGCUGCUUUUUGUCGGAUCUUUUUGAACAUCUAGAAACUAUUUGAAAAUGUAAAACUGCAUGUUCAACUGUCUUGAUAAGGGUGUAUCUGAAGACCUUUUGUAAAAAAAAAACACAAUGGAGUGAAAUACUAGAGAUUUAGUUUCGACACUUCACCUCCAUAGGCGAUUCAAGAGUUUAAAUACUUGGUGCUGACUAUGAUUCUGAUUUUUGCUUCUGCUACACAUUAAAUAUUUUGACUUGCCAAAGCAGGGGAUGCACAUAUGGAGUUAAUCACACUGGUUUGGACACAUUUGGAUUGGAUUUUAAGAGAGACAGCUUGGAUCUGAAACAGGACUGGCCACUACUGUUCUACUUCUUACAACACCUUUCCUCCAUUAGCGUUGAAGGGUUCUGUAAUUAAAGCAUUUAAGGAGCAAACAGCCCUCUUUAACAGUUAUAUAAUGACUUUUAAGAACAUGAGGAUAACAUGUUACUAUUAACAUUUAAUGAUUGUUGGCUGUGUUCAGUCUGGUGUUCUACUCUUUGUGACCAUAAACUGUGGAAAAUGUGAACAGUUGCUCAUAGCUCUGCUGUGUGCUGCUGUAAAUCCUGCAGGUUUGCUGUGAUUCAACACAGAGACAACAUUCAAAGCAUCCGCGCAGAGAUGGUCAGUCUAGUAGCUGAUAGUCUGUUUUGCAUUCGUACAUCUAAAGGAAUCAAGUAUUAAAUUUGAGUUUGUUUUAUAACUAGAGAAAAGCUUGAGCAGGAAUGCACAACAACAGGGCGCUGGAUUAAACUGCUCUCAGCUGCAGGAAAUUGCAAAUUGCAGUGAAAGAAAAAGCUCGAGGGCAGAAUCUUUUUAACCACAAACAAGCUUCAAAUCUUUGUAAGAAUGGGCCAUAGACUGUAUAUACUAUGGACAACUUGGUUCUGCCUUCCGUCUGUAUACGGAUUUUAAGCCAGUGUAGUGAUGCGCAGUAGUGAUGUGCGCAUUUGGGCGCGCAGUCGCUAAGAGUCGCUGUGAUGACGCUCGGCUCAAACAGCGUAUCCCCACGGGUGAGCUACGCAAUCCCUGAACGCCCAUAGGCUGUAUCAGGUGUCAAUCAUAGAAAACAUGAACCCCCUAAUAACUUUUAAAAACAGAGCUUCACAGAAAAAAAGAGGACUUGAGCACAAACCAGUCUUACUGUAACUACGUGUCAACAUCACAAGCAGGGGGGGAGAAACAUUUAUUUUCUGUGUGAUAAAUGUCUAAAGUUUGUCCACAGCUCCAUAAGCUUUGCUGGCGGAGGAGGGAUUUAUGACCUAUACUGCAGCCUGUCACCAGAGGGUGCUGUUCUCAGAGUGGCUUUACCCAGCAAGGAGGCAGACUCUGUCCAUUCUUUAUACAGUCUAUGGAAUGGGCUCACAUCGAAAACAGACAAGAAUCUCAUGUUAUGAAGACAAGUAUAGAUGGUUGUGUGAAUACAGAGUUUGUAUUUUAGUUUCACUGCUGUGUAAUAACCUGGUAGUUGAUGGGAAACUCAAAAUUGAUUAAAAAGAUUAAACCAGUACAAUUUUUACUCUUCACUCAUUAUUUGGGUGUAGUACAGAAAUGGUAUACACCCCAAGGCGAAGCAGGGAUGCAAGUUAAUAAAAAAACAAAUGUGCUUUUCCUGUUAAAAGGUUUGCUGGGAAGUCAGUGUGUUUCUUGAGUAAGGUGUUGAAACCUAGAUUUUCUGAUCGUCUCAGCUGGAAAUCAGUAUGUUCACAUUUUCUUUUUAUUUUGCAUUGUUACAGGCAGGAUGGAGAUGAUGAAGCCAGAAGUUAAAAAAAAACCCAAACCAGUAAGAAAACAUCAACAUAGUAAUCAAAAGCUUAAAAUAUUCUGUGUUAUAAAACAUACAAUCAGGACUCAUAGCAACUCAUGAUUUCCUCUUUUUCUACAGCCGAGACCUCUUCCAAGAUCCUCUGAGGUAUAGUAACUCUAAUUUUCCAAAAGCUUUGUAUAAAGUUUUCAAUGUUUGCCAAUGUGUUCAUGUGGUGGCACAGUAGAGAAGAUGUUAAGUGGUUGAAAACAGCUGAAUUCCUUCUGUUUAGGAACAUUAAUGUGUGUAAAUAUGAAAGUAAAAAUAUGAAAACUUUUCCAGGUGAAAAUAAGUGACCAAGAGAAAGAGGAGAAACCGGCUCCUUCGGUGCCUCUAAGACCUGCAGAUGCUGUAAGUUCAACCUGUUUGAGCAUUUAGUCUGUACAUACAGACCGUGUUUUAUACUCUAAGAUUUCUAAACAAAUAAAAGACCUGAUAAGGCGAGAAAAUAAGCGCCUUCUAAUUUGCAAAAAGAGUCAACUUUAUAUUUAUUUCUGUGCAGGAGCUGAGUCACACACAGUAUAGGAUGAAAAGGGCAGUAUGGGAAAACAUUGAGGUAUGCAUCAAAUAUAUGUUUUAUUGGAAUUAUUAUUGAUUUGGCUUCUGCAGCUGCUAAACUUGUACAGAUGAGCCCAAGAGUUAUACGCUCACAAAACUGCACUGCUAAUCUAAUGGCGCCACCAUUCAACAUUCAUCGUAUUAAUAAGGGUUUAAAACAUUUUUCUUUUCUUUUUUCCACAUUUAUCAGGCAAACGGAUACUCGAUGCAAAAAGAGACAAAAGACAAACAUCCUGAAACACCUGUGGUUCCACCCAGACCCACAGAAAAGGUGCAGUUCACUCAAAAACCUCAACUUCUUAACAUUGUAGUAAGAAUCGAACAUGAAUUUUUACAGUAAUUUCAGUUUGCGAGAACAUUUGGUGCCACAAAGAAUUGUAACUGAAGCUCAGGUGAAUCUUUAACCUUUUGUCGUCUGUGUUUAGUGUGAGAAGGGUUUACAGUAAAGAAUCACCAGGAGCUACACAGGGUUUCAUGUUUCUUUCCUGCUCAGAACAUCUUUGUUAUUGUUCCCCCGGGGCUUUUUCUCUUUAUGUGUGCAGGAACUUAACGCCACAACCAGAUACAACCAUCGCAGGAGGGGGCGAGCUGAGGACGCACAGGUAACACACAAACACACACACAUACAGUACACACACAGUGGAAUGUCAUCUUCCUCCUUGCUUUGUUUUUUAUGAGUUUCUUCCUCUUCCUGAUCAGAGUGCUAAAGAAAAUGACCAAUCAGAAGAUCCCAGGGAUGAAACAGACUUCAAACAGGUAUUUCUGCUUUUAAAAGAUAAUAACUGCCACCUUUGACCGAAUUUAUAAACACUAUAUGAAACCUCCUCCUCCUCUUUAUUAACUCUGCUUUUUAUGGUGUAGAAAAAUCAGUCCAGCCUGUCUGGGAUGUUUAAACGGAGCCAGAAAGAGAAACCGCCGACGUUCACUGUAAGCAUCAAACCUGCAGCUUUAUUUUUGUGCAGUAAAUUACAGGAAAUUCGAGUUUCUUUUCUGAGGGAUUAUGGUUUCCAACAAGAUUAGUUUAAAAUUAUUCAUUUGAAUGAUGAUGAAUUUGUCAGUAUGUGUGCAAUAGUUCCCAGUGGAGUGUCAAAACCAAAAUGAAAAUACAAAACAAGGUGGAGAAGAAAACAAAUUUAAAGUUUUAUCCCAUUAAUAUUUAGUCACACACCACUAUCACAUUUUUUAACACGUAGAUCAUCUGAAAAGUGUUGAUAGAGGAAUAAUUUCCCCCAAAAUGAGUAUUUUUAAUCAAUCAAUCAAUCAAUCAAUCAAUCAAUCAAUCAAUCAAUCAAUCAACUUUAUUUCUAUAGCACAUUUAAAAGAACCAUGGGGGUAGCCAAAGUGCUGUACUUUGAGACAUAAAAAAAAAUAAAACAAUCAAAGAACAAGAUAAAGCGAGCAAAAGUACAUUAAUGCAAAAAAUAGAUAAAUAUAUAAAUAAGCAGGCUCACGGCAAGCGCUGCGAUGAUAACAAACAAAAUAACACUUCAAUGUAUUAAAAGGCAAGGAGCAAAAGUGCAUUUUUGCAAGGGAUUUAAAAACAGGAAAUGAGGAGGCCUGUCUAAUUUUCAAGGGCAACUCAUUCCAGAGCUUGGGAGCAGCUACACACCAGACUUGAUUCAUUUCAUCAGCUGAUCUCAGUCUUCAGACAGCUGAUUGGUCAGACUGCGUGCUCUUGAUUGGUUGGAAGGAAAACCUGCAGCCACACCGGCCCUUUGUGGAAUAGUUUGGACAUGCCUGCCUUAAGGAAAUUCUCUUUAAAGUUAGUGUUCAUUUUGAUCAUACUAACACAGAAGUAUAUCAGAUAUCAACAACAUAUCAUUAAUAAUUAUAACUUUAUUUUUAUAGCACUUUUAAAAACAGAAGUUUACAAAGUGCUUUGAUAAACAGUUGCUAAGCAUCAGCACAUGGAAAUAAAAACAAAUAAAAAACAGAAGCUCAGUUAAAAACAAGGCCUCCGAAUUGAAGGCUAAUUUCAUUUGUCGUAAGAAACCCAGACAAUACAAGAACCCUAACGACAUAAAAUAAGACCACGAGGACCAAAAUGAAAACAUAAAAUAGGUAAGAAGAAGAAAUUUAAUAAAAAUGGGGGUAGAAAACAGGAAACAGGAUGGUAAAUAUAAAAAGACGAUAUUAAUAAUGAUAAUAAAAUCUUCAUAAAAUAAUAAUGAUGGUAAUAUUAAUGAUAAAAUGGAAUAACCAAAAUGAGCAGGAAAAAACAUUAAAAUCAAUAAAAGGUCUAAAAGGUUAAAUAAGAAAAGAUUCUAAGUAAAACAAAGGCUAAAAGGACAGUAAGUCGAAAAUAUUGUUGAAAAUGUAUUAAAGCCUGACAGAUCAAUCGCUGAAAAGGCUCCCGGUGGCAAACAGGUGUGUGUAGGUGUGUACAGGUAUUACACAUCAGUGUUUAUUCAGACACACAGCAGGUGUGUCAGCAUGUGAGAGCUGUUUUUGAUUAUGUAAGUUAUUUGAUUAAUAAACAUUAAGGCCAGAUAAAGAAGCCUCAUAUUUAAUAUAAUGUAAAAAAUAUAAGGCAUCAAGCAUAAAUGUUAGAAAUCAAUAUAACAAGCACAGAUGGAGCUUUGUGUCCAGUGGAGUGGAUGUUGUAUUUAGAGCAGAAAUCUAUCUCGACUGCGGGUCUUGAUCACCUCUUACUCGCUGAGCAUUUACCUGAUUUUUCUUUCCUCUCCAGAGCUAUGUGACCCACAACUUGGACAAAGAUGAAAAACCUGAGGAAGCUCCGGUCAAACAGGCUCCUGCAGGCAAACAGGUGUGUGUGUGUGUGUGUGUCCUCACUGGUUUAUGUUUAUGUGUAAGUUCAACGCCAGUGUAACAAAGAGGAGUGUCUAAAAAUGUGCUCACACUCAGUCUGCCUCCCUGAGCAAAGGAGUCUGGGAUACCUCGCAGAUGUUUCCACUGUGAAUUAGCAUUCACAGGUCUUGAGGACAUGAAACUUAUCUUCAAAAGUCGAGCACAAGUAGCUUGUAGUUGUCAUUUCCUUCAUGUUUAUCAGCUGAUUCAUGACUUGACUGUGAUUGACAGGGCGGUCUGAAGGACAUAAUGAAAGGUUUGCAGUUCAAGUCGUCUCCAAAGGUAUGGAGCGGAGUUUGGUUUGGAGCUUGUUGCUGGUGGUGGUUACACUAUUCUGAGUAAAGCAUCUACUGGUGACUUUUUUAUCAGGUGCACUGGUACAUGUGUGCUGGUUUUGUUGUAUAUUCAAAUGUGUUUUCUGUGGGCGAAGAGAUGCUGUGUGAUAGCAAUGUGAGGAUUUCAGACACGUGAUCUGCUCUGUAAUGUCAUCAGCAUCAUAACUUUUGAUUUGUUUAUUAUUUUAAUAGUUAAAUAAACUUAUUUUUACAACAACAAAGGACCAAAACACAGAAGAGUCAGCUGCGAAUAAGUGGCUGGUUAAAAGAGAUCGUAAAAGUUUAAGAUGUAUAUUGUGUGUUUGAAUAUGUGUGAUUUCUCUGCUCUGCUUGUGUAAAUGAAAAAUCCAGGAUAAUAAUAUUUAUGAUGCUGAAGGUUGUCGACUCUUCUCUCAGACCAGCAGAGAGCCAAGUCCAGAGCAGCGCUCAGAGGAAGCAGCCGCAGAAAAGGAAGAACAAACCGAGAAGAACAAGCAGGAGAGGAACGCAGAGCCAAAACAGGUGAGAGGAAAACAGUAACUGUACAGAAACAUUAUAAUAUUCCGUUUGUCUGUUCACAUGAACAGUCUGGUUCUGCAUUUAAAAGCUCUCUAUAAAAAGAGUUGAUCCACAUCAAAUCAGUUUUUUCAAUAACACAGAAAGUUCCCCGUUAGAUGAUUCACUUUGAAAUCUUUUUUUUCUCAGGAUAUCGGUGCUCUGUUCACUGGGAUGUUUCGUAAAAAUCAGAAAGAGAGACCUGCGGUAAAAUCACCUUUUUUUUCUCUUUAAAGUCUCACCUCUUUGAUUCCUCCAACGCAUCGUCCUCAUGACUCUCCUCAUUUCCAGGUCAGCAAAGCAGACAGUGAUGCAGAAGAAACAGAGGACGCAGAAGACAAAGGUGCCGAUCAGUCAAACGUAAGUCCUGCCUUUAGUCGAUCUGAUAGUUGUUUUUUUACGAUUGUUGACUUUGUGUUUGUAUUUUAAUCCUUAUGAAGGAAACUAUUCAAAGAGAAAACCUUUUUUUUUUUCAGGAAAAGGGGAGCUUCUUUGGCAAGCUUAAAAAACCUGCUAAAACAGCAGAUGAUAAGGUAAGGGGAAAACAGACCAAACCUCCAAUAAAGAAGUAAAUUCAUGUUUAUAUGGUUCAAAACUUUUGAAGUUCAUCCUUCUCCCCUUUUUUUGAUCAUAUCACGAUGGUGUUUCAGGAGAAUCUGAGUGCGCAGAAAGAGCUGUCUGCUAGUAAUGACAGUCUGUCUGAAAACAAGGUGAGCAAAUACUUAAGGUUAUCUUUAAUUGUCGUAUUCGCAGACUUGGACCUAACCGUGUACAGAGGUCUCUUCAUAUCAUGAUGUCUAUCAAAAAAGUAAAAAAAUAAUAAAAAAUUUAAGUUUAUUAAUACUUUUGUUUCAGGAAAAAGGAGGAAUAUUUAGCGGGAUGUUCAGAAAGUCUCCAAAACCAUCAGAAGCUGCUCAAACUGAGGAGGUGAUGAAGCUGAAAAAGAAACUGGAAACUUCAUGUUUUAGUUGAAGUUAACAUUUAUCAUACAUCCAUUAAAAAAGGCCUAAAAAUGUCAUAUUAGGUUGAUCCAGUGGUUUAUGACAACACUGAUCCAGGUGGUUUUAUGUUUCAGGACCAGAAGUCUCUCAAUGACGACCUGUCGGGCAGUAACGAUAAUCUGUCUGAGAACUCGAAGGUGAGCUCAGAGGUAUUCAUCUGUGAAGAGACAGAAUUAUAGCUGCAGCGCUGUCAUUAUGAUCAUGAUGUAACAGUCGCUGAUCGUUUGAAUAAACCUGUCUGACUUCACCAGGAAAAAGGAGGAUUUUUCAGCGGGAUCCUUCGAAAGUCCCCAAAGCCUCCUGCAGAGGAAACACCUGAGCAGGUAAACGUGUUUCUGUAAACAACUCAGAUCCUCCGAUUAUCAGGAAAUGUCUUUUUGCAGUUGUGGCAGCACUCAGAUCAGUUCAGACUUGAUGGAGAAAGCGGAAGGAUGACUGUGUGGAUGACUUUAGGUGUUAAUUAAUCAUGAUAAGUGUCUUUGAUCCUAAUUUUAAAAGAUAGCUUUUAUUUGCUGGAAAAGUUUACCUGAGUCUGAUGGUAAUAAAUGUUGAAAUAAUUGCAGCUGAUAUCUCUGUGCCUGCUUUCUGGAAAGUGUGAUCCUCGGUAGACUAAAGAAAGCACAUGUGAAUAGCUGUGCCACAUUAAAACUGUGUAUUUGUCUUUGUUACAGGACAAAUUGUCUGUGCUUACUGACCCAUUGGACAGUAAUAAAGCUCCUCCUGAAAACAGCACCACUAAAGUAAGACACUUCUGAACGUUUGAAUCUGAUAUUUGCUUUGAGUUCAGCCCUCAACAUGAAAAAUUAGACCAGUUUCAGCUUUACGUAUUUCUCUCUGCCUCCACUUCACAUCUAUUUAUUUAGCACCUUCAAAACCCAGGUAACUCUGGGCUUUAAAAACAGAAAAACAUGAAAGCAAAAGACAAAAUGUAAUGAAUUCAAACACAGUAAGAGCCGUAAAAGUUUACACAGCUCAGUCACAAAAAUGCAUGAGCAAAGAUUUUUAAUCGCUUUUUUUUAAUAGAACUUAUUUGAACAUGAACAACAAUAAACAUAGUACAAAUUAAAGACAUAAACACAAAAAACAGAAAGAAAACAAAACCAGAGAGUCAAAUAGUUUUGUCAUUUGCAUGUUCAAAACGGAGUGGGAGGAAGUCAAAACUUGUCUAAUCCCACCCCUUUAGAAUGAAAGAAAAUUAAAGAGUGAAACAGAGUUUGUUGAUCGGUAAACUGACAAUAUGUGUUUUCUUUCUGUUGCAGGAAAAAGGAAACGUUUUCAGCGGCAUGUUCAAGAGAUCUCCUAAACCAUCGGAGGGGCCUCGCCUGGAGGAGGUAGAGCAUUUAUGAGCUGACAUCAUUCUGGAAACAUUCAUCUUAGAUCUGCUUUGUAAACGGAUUAAUGCAGGAGAAUUCAACUCCGUCCUCAUACCUGUAUUAUUUCAGUCACUGUUUGAAUAUGAGUCUGAGGUGUUUGGUGUCUGUGUUCACACUGGUUGAGUGACAUUUUUGUUGUGUUAAGGGUGCAGAGUCUUUACACGGUGAGCUCUCUGCCAGCUCUGACAGCCUGUCAGAGAACAAGGUGAGUCCUCAUAAUAGAUGUUACGCGCCCACUGAAACUACAUGACUCACCACGUAAAAUUUGAAAAAAAACUGUUUGAACAAAACUAUCUGUGAGGAAGAUGAGACUCCUUUUUUUUUUAGAAGAUGAUGGAAAUUUCUCAUGGGUUAACUUUGACAUGUUUUUGUUUUCUGUAGGAGAAGGGUGGUUUGUUCAGCGGGCUUCUGAAAAAGACUCCAAAAACAACUGGAGAGGUAAAGUUUCAUUAAAGUACAGUUAAGUUUUUACAAGGAACUUCAUGACAGACUGUAAACAGCUGCAUGCUUGUGUUUAGGCACCAAGACCCGGUCUGAAUGCUGGUUUUCUGGGUGUGGUUUUUACUGUAUUUGAAUUUGACUCACAAAGCAACGCAUAGUGAGAACCAGCAGCGAAGAGUGAAAUGUAAAUAAGAUCGCUUUAUUUAUCUGAUGUGCAGUAAACUCAAUACAAAAGAGUGCACAUUUGAAGCACCAUACAAAAACUAAUGUUCACACGGUUUAAGGUCCUGUCUUUCUCUUAAGAUGUAGAAACACUGAAUUUUAUAUUUGAGCAUAAUCCCAUGACAUUCUCUGAACCAUUUCCUGCAGAUUUACUCUGUUUCUGACGGUUUCAUUUAUUUUUUUCAGGGAAAUCUAACGGCACAGAAAGAUCUUUCAGCCAGCAAUGACAGCCUGUCUGAGCCUGCCAGCACAAAGGUCAGAAUUUGUUUUAUCAUGUUGAUAGAUUUGUGAGCAGGUUAGCAGAUAUAUACUGAAAAGUGACCCCAGGCAGAGAGGAUAAAUAACUGCCCAGAUCACAGGUUAAGAAUAAGAAGCUGACUCAGAAGUCACUAGGAAUCCUUGAGCACCAUGUAAAAAAUGUUCAUUUUUACACCAGAGAUAAACAUCUUUACAGCCUACAGAUAGUUUUCUUUUUUUCCUUUAUCUCAGACAUGUAAUCCUUUUCACGGACCUUCAAUCAGUCUUUUAAUCAGCCUUUAUUUAUAUAGCACUUUUCAUACACGACCAUGUAGCACAAAGUGCUUUACACAGAAAAAGGAAUAAAACAAACAAAGAAAACCCAAAUCUACCCUUGCCCAAACCCUCAUUCCCACCCCAUGAUCUAAACACAACAAAAACAGUAUUAAAAUGCGUAAACUUAAAAAGGGCUUGAUUCCGUGGAAACAGGAAUGUGUCCACUGAGGAAAUGUCAGGGAAACACUGGAGGUUAAGGUUAAAAUCUAAAAACAAAGUAACAUAGAAUGAAAAUUUAAGAAAUAAUAAGUAAAAUGAAAUAAAAACAACAGUAAAAGAUACUAAAAUAAGAGCACCAAAAUAGCUCAAUAAAAGACGAUCCUGUCUUUAAAACUAGAAAGGGAUAAAUGCUAAAACACUUAAACAAAGUUAAUGAUAUAAAAUUUGGUUAAAAGCAAGACUAAAGAGGUACAUUUUGAGUUUGGUUUUAAAGUCAUUAAGAUUAGGUGCAGUCCUCAGGUCUUUAGGUCUUCAUGUUUGACAUGUUUUCGGCAGAAACUUCUGCCUUCCUCAGAAGUGUCUUUUACAACCUGGUACAACAGCAGCUUCUGUCUCUGUAGCUCAUUUCUUUAUUAACACAAACUGUACAGGGGAGGAUUUAUUUUAUUUAAGCUGUUUUCAUUUUAUUCAGUUUAAGAGUAAUCUAUGAAUUUACACUAUAAAGGAUGAGUCUGAUUCAACUCACAAUGGGCUGUCAGGAGGCUGAAGGUUUACUCUACCUCAGGUCUACCUGACCAAAAUGAGGUUGUGUCAGUAUCUCCAAUAUGGCGACUGCCAUUGUUUGGCUUCGAAGCGCCUCUAUGUGAAAAAACGUGUGAAGUGACUGAAACUAUAUCCAUGCCCCAGAGUCUAUGACAGUAAAUCAUCUCAAGGUCUGUGACUUUUGGACUGAAACAAGAAACGAACUGACCGACAAUUUCUCAGCAACUGUUUAUCAAUGAAAAGCUGUAAAGAUUAAAUCAAUUUUAAGCAUAAAUGGCAAAAAUAUCUCAAUUUUUAGCUUCAUUAUUUCCAGUUUUUCUGUCUUUCAUUGUUUUUUAACUUAAAGAAUCCAUGCUGUCCUCUGUGUUUCAGGAGAAAGGAAGUGGGUUCAGCGGACUAUUCAAGAAGUCAUCCAAACCUGCAGACAAUCCUUCUUCAGAGGAAGUAAGAAGACUCUUCAUCUCAGUUUCUGACCUAGUACCAUCUCUAUAGUCUCAACUUUGAUACUCCUCAUCCUAUAAACAUAAAGAUACACAUACAGAGCUACUUCCCAACAUUUGUAAACAGACUUCUUUGAGCACAGGUGCCUGUCUGUUUUGCUGAGUGUUCACGACUCGAAUUAUUUUGAUGUUUUUCAGGAAAAGCAGCUGAAAGACAAAGAGCUCUCAGGCAGCAAUGAAGCUCUGUCUGAAAACAGCGUCAAGGUGAUUAUUCUGGUGAAUAAAAAAAAAAUCAAAGCCCUUUUUAAUAUCUCGACAAGGAAGAGAACUCAUUAUCGUUGUAUGUCUGCUUUAGGAAAAAGGAAAGAAAUUCGGGGGAAUGUUCAAGAAAGCUCCCAAACCUGCAGAAACAGCUCAAUCAGAGGAGGUAAUAUUUAUGUUUUCAGCUCUAAAGAGAUGCUCAGAGGUCUUAAAAGGCAUCAACACAGAUUCAAAAUCUAUUUUAUUAUAAUGAAAACCUUCUUACAGGAUGAUGCUCCUGACAAAGAACUCUCAGCAAGCAAUGAGAAUUUAUCUGAGACCAAACAGGUGAGAGAGUCAAACCCCAGCGUGAGUAAUUUUCAACAAAAAGGUCGCUCAGACAAUCUCAGACCGGUCCUAAAUCUUCGUUUUUUGUCUGUUUCAUCAGGAGAAAGGUGGAGGCUUGUUCAGUGGACUCCUUAAAAAGCCUCCCAAAGCGUCAGGAGAGAAGGCAGAGUCACCGGUGAAUGAGUGUUUCCUUGAUUCAAGACAAGCUUCCAAGCUUGUGCACACAAUAAAUGUCAAUAUUGAAUUUAUCAUGAGUUCUGUUUUGUGUUUCAGGAGGGAGAGGCUCAGAAGCAGCUGUCAGCCAGCAAUGACGACCUGUCUGAGGGGAACACCACUAAGGUGAGCGCUACCUCAGAAUCUGAUCAAACCUGUGAAUAUACCCCCUUCAGAGUGAGCGCUCAAAGACGGACUUCUUCUUCUUAUUUCUUUUAGGAGAAAAAUAUUUUCUGCAACAUGUUUAAGAAACCUCAGAAACCAGCAGAGGGCGCUGCAGCAGACAAGGUAGUGUGACGAGAUUAAACUGAACACACUAGACGUUUUUUUCACGCUGUGUAAAAUUUGAUUGUUCCUGUUUUCUUUCUUGAUGUCAGGAUGUGGAGGGGAAAAGUGAAAAGCAGUUAUCAGCCAGCACUGAGAAUCUGUCUGACACCACCGCCCCCAAGGUACCCCAGUCUGGAUUAAAACCCUCUUUAGUCUACAUGAACUGAAAUCUGAUCAGAUAUAAGACUUUAUGUGAUGAUUCAGUCUGUUUCCUGACUUGUUAUUGUCACUUUUUUGCAUUAUUUUUUGUGUUUAUAUCUGAAAUCAGAUUUUUAAAAGUACAUAAAAGAAAAAAGAAGUACAAUAAAACAGCAAACAACAACCUCUUCUCCCCACUCUACCUGUCUGUUGUCAAAAUUAGAAAGAUGACAUGAAUGUAGAUAAGAAAAAAAGAUAGAAAAUGAACAUUUCUACACUCACUUUAUGCAAAAACAAUGACUGAAAAAUAAUCACAGUCCUCUCCACUCUGAACUUGGAAGCCGGUUAAACUUCUAAGUUUUUUUCACUGUAUGACUUCACUUGACAGCAAUGACAAUAAUGUGUGUUUCAGGAGAAAAAAGGAGGCCUGGGAGGCAUCUUCAAAAGAUCAGCCAGCAUUGACGACCUGUUUGACGAGGUCAGUAUUUAAUUUGUGUUCACCUACAGUAAUUUCCGACCUUUAAGAUAAGAUAAGAAGAACUUUAUUUAUCUCCAAAGGGAAAUUGAAUAAUAGUAAUGGUAGAUCAGGGCAUCACUUGGGAGAAAAUCCUUUUUACACAGGACAACCAAACAAUCUGUAGCAUGUUCAAUCUCAGCUUAUAGAAUUGAUGUCUGCUAUGGUGCACUGAGGUUGACCCAGCACUGUCUGUCAGAGACUGCUAACUAAUCAACAGUCAUGUAAAGUGUAAUUCUAGAAACCUAGAGCUCAUUCUGGACUUUUUUUUCAAGCGCGGCAAGAGGAUUUUGUCAGCAAAGGCUUCCAGUUUGAAACACUGCACCCUAACUCUGCUGUCACCUUUCAUUUAUUGUUUUACACUCUAUUGUUGGUUCACUCAUCAGGAGAAAGGUGGACUUUUCAGUGGACUUCGAAAGAAAACACCUAAAGCGUCCGGAGACAAUCUAUCAGCUGAGGUGAGUGACUCUGUUGUCAUCAGUCUCUGUGAUCUUUGUUGUUGUGCACUCUGAUACCAAAACUACAUUUUCUCUUAAAGGACAAGGACGAUCAGAAGGAUCUGUUUGGAAGUACUGACAGUCUGUCUGAAAAUGGCAACACCAAGGUAGAGUGUUGAGAAAUAUUACAAACCAUUAAUGAAGUCCUUUAACUUUUAACGCACCUUACACAUUGUGUCUGUGUUUAAUAUCUGUUUCCAGGAGAAAAGUAUUUUCAGUGGCAUGUUUAAGAAAACGCCCAAAGUAACAGAUGGGAAUGUAACAGAUGAGGUACAGAGAAAGUUACUAUUCUUUGUUAUAUAUCUUUUAAAGUUAUUCUAAUGCUCAUGUCUUUUAAUUGUCAGAAAUUUUAAACUUUAUUCUCUGUUUUUUUGUGUUUAGGAGUUAGACCAAGGAGAGGUCAAGAGGUUAUAUCCCAGCAUUGAAAAUCUGCUAGAGCCAUCCACGACAAAGGUACAAAUGUUGUCUGAUCAUUGUAGUUGAAGUCUUCGUUUCCUCUGCGAUGUUCUGAUCGUUGAAAAACUUCUGUGUGAAUGUUUCAGGAGAAGUCAGGAGGACUGUCAGGAAUCUUCAAAAAGUCUCCCAAACCGUCCCCACGCAAAAUCGCUGCUAAGGUAACCAGAUAAACCCAUUUCAGUUUAUUUGUUGAACAUGUGCAACUAAUUUUAAGUGUGCAGUAAUAUCUUGCAUGAGCAUGUUUAAGGAGCCCCUAAAACAAACUGAAGUGUGUACAACUCUCCUUUAUUCUUUCCAGGAUCCUCUCUCAAAGGAACUGUCCGCCAGCUGCGACAGCCUCCCAGGAGCUGCAGAGGUGAGAACCGAUGGGUUUGUGGAGUUACUGUUGUCCUGUCUGCAGUGUGUUUUCAUGUCUUCACUGAGCGUUUAUCGAAUCCUGCAGCAAACAUUAAAAAUUCACCCUUACUUAAGUUUUAAUUUAUCCUCAAACAUCUUAAUAAGUUUUGACCUUGUGUUGAACUUCUUGUGAGACAUUUCCCUCCCAAAAAAUAGAUGUGUAAUAUAAUAAAUGUUUUGUACUUUGUAGGACGAUCUGCGUGAAAUGUCAGCCAGUACUGAAGAUCUCUUAGAAGCUACCGGCAACACAAAGGUGAGUCUCUCAGAGGUAAUAACUCUGUUUGAUCGAAUCAGCAUAUUUUCAACUUUUAUUUCAAGAUUUGAAUAAAUGUCUGUUUGUCUGUUUUAAUCAGGAAAAGAAAAGCGGAUUUGCAGGAAUGUUCAGGAGGAACAAAACGCUUGAACAUCAGGUACACCCGGAGUCACCUGGAGGAAAAAUAGGGAUGAUUUCCACUCGAUUCUGUCAAUAUAAAAAUAUAAAGAACUGAUUUUUCAUCUUUAUUGCAAAUGUUCAGAUAUUCAGUCCAAGAGCAAAGUGAUCUGUCACCUCAUUUAUACUUAUAUUUUUGGAAAAUUUUCGAGUUAUUUAAAAAAAAAGCAUUUCUGUAUAAAUGAAAAGAUGCUUUUAAACUCAGGAAUCCUUGUACCGACCUCUGACAUCUGUUUCUGUCUCCAUUUUCAGGACAGUGAAGACAUGGAGGCACCCGAAGGAGGCGGGCUGAGACGCAGGAGAACCAUCAAGAAAAAGAAACGAGUGAGUAUCCCAGAAUCUGACUGUGUGGUUAUUUUCUCUUGCUUGUUCUGUCUGAAGCUUGAUGUCUAAGUUUAUUCCUCACUGAUAAAGCUUACUUUCUCUUUUUCCUCAGGUUGUGUCAUUCAGGGUGAAAAAAACUCUUCCCAAACUACCAAAACUCAACCAGGUUUGUACUCAUCUGAUGACAUCUAAGAUCUCAUACGGAUACAGAUGUAGGGAGGCUUGUUGCUGUAAAAUUUAUGGGACCAGUUAAAAUGUGUAGACAUUAUUUCCCCAGAAUAAUUUGAUCAUUUCAAUGAUAUUUAAGAUCUUUUUUUUCUUUAACAGGAUUCAGAAAAGAUGCCUAUGAUCGAGGAGACAGUGGAGAUGCAGGAGUUGAACCCACCGGCACAGGUUUGAGAAAAAGAGGAGGGGAUGUCAUCGUAGGGAUAACAGAGAUUUUUGAUAGCUUGAGUAGCAAGCACAGUUCCUCUUAACUUGUUUAUAAAAAGGAGUAAAACUGAAUCUUCUGGUCUGUCUCACAUCUUCUGAGAAUCAGUUUUAAUUUACAUAGAGAAGGAUUGUGAUAGUAUUUCAAGAAAUCAUAAAAUUUGUCACAUAAUCUUUUGAUUUGUGUUUGUCUUCCAGGAGGGUUCAUUUGAAGUCCAGCCUGUGGAGAUCGCAGCUUAUCCCACUGAAGGGAACUCUCUGGAGGCUCAGGAGGUCGGUCUGUCAGCGCCUCUUCACACCUGUUACUAAGUUAACAUGAUCAGGAUUUCACACCAAACACAGAUGAAUCACACAGACCAACUCUGAGACUAGACAGAAGAUUAAGAAUCGAACAUCUACUAUACUGUAAUCUAAUUAGAGACACUGAACUGCACCAGCUUAAACUGCCUGAAUCUUUGGUCCACGGCAGACUUUGAUUGACAGUUUUCACUCCAGUUUGUUUUUAGUGUUUUCAAAUCUGCGACUGAUGCGUUAGGUUUUCCUUUCAUUAACUAAAGUCUGUGUUUUCAGGAAAGCGAUGAGCUGAUACAGUGGUGGCACACCGUCAAAAGUGAGCUUCUUUUCUUCAUUCUCACCUGAUUAUAUUUGUUUGGACUCAUUCGUCUGAGAAUUAUCAAAUAAAAGCACAAGUAUCUGGAUUAAAUUAGCCUUAAAAUCAUAAAAUAGACAAAAGAAAAAAAGUGUGUUUUCAUCUACUAAUCGCUCUGCUGGUUUACAGGCUGGGCAGAGUGGAACGAGACGUCAAAUCUCCAGGAGAUGGACGAGGAAACGUGAGAAACUUCUAUUCUAAUAACUUUUCUAGAAGUUUACUCAUCGAAGCAGUUCUUUGGUUUUGUUUUGCCACAAAUAGGGUUGAGUUAGUGUAUUUUCAUUCACUUGUAGCACUUCUGAUGGUAACAUGUAAUAAAUUGUUAUUUAGAUCAUAAAAUUAGAUACUUGAAAAGGCAUAUGUUUAAGAAUUUAAAGGACUAGUUUGACUUUUUUUCCAACAAGGCCUAUGAGCAGCAGCCUGCGCACGAGUUCAUCAGUGAAUGUCUUGGUUCAUGGCUCUCCUGUGUCUCCUCAGGGCGAUGGAGAUGGCAGCUGAUCGAGUCUACAUGGCGGCUCGUCUCUUCGUGCGCCUCUUCAACCAGCGGGGGGCAUCCUUACAGCACCGCAUCCUUGAGCUCUUGGCUCUGGCUGACGCCGCGGAUCAGUUCCACAAGAAAACGGUGUCGGUGGCUGUGGGAGGAGGAGUGGCCAGUGUGGCCGGCAGCGUGGCUACAAUCACAGGGCUCAUUCUGGCCCCCUUCACUUUUGGAGCCUCUAUAAUCGUCACGGCGGUGGGGAUCGGCGUGGCGACGGCAGGCAGCAUCACCUCUGCCACGGCUAAUAUCACGGACACAGUUCACUCCAACAUGGACCGCAAGAAGCUGGAGAAGAUGAUCCAGGGUUACCAGGAGGAGAUUAAAGACAUCAGGGAGAUUAUGGAGUUUGUGCAGGUGAGGGAAUGAACAGAUUCAGUCUUUGUUUUUCAGGUUUUCCUCCCUUUCUAGGAUAUCAUAAAGUAAUAAUACAUAUAAUUUUAUUUCCUGUACUGAUUAUAGAAAAAGAAAAAAACAAGAAAUUUGACUUAGAGAGUGAAACAAAUCCAGGGAGUAAAGUCUCCGAAAAACUUUGUCUCGUCUUCAUCCAGUAAUUGUUUCUCUUUGUCUCUCGUAGGCUGGUAUGGACACCCUGCAGGAGUGGGACUUUGAGAAGUACUCACAGAGCGCCGCCAAAAAGGCCAUGAACCACAACCUGAAGCACGUGAUGAAAGAAGGCGGCCGUGCAGGAAAAGCCCUGAUGAUCAACACCGACAAACUCAUCAGCACUGUGCAGGUUCUGGGCGCUGCAGGCGGCGCCGCCAAAGCCGCUUCGGCCAUCAGCGUCACCACAGGGGUCAUGUCGGCCCUCUUCCUGGCUCUGGACGUUUUCUUCCUCGCCAAAGACUCCCACGAGCUUCGCAAAGGAGCGAAAACGAAGUUCGCCAGAAAGAUCAGGGACGUGUGUAAAGAACUUCAGGACGGGCUGCUGGAGCUGAACAAAGUGAAGACCCAGCUGCAGAAGACGAUGGACGGCAUCGAGGUGGAGGAGUACGAGGAGAUUCAGGAGGUGGAGGAGGAGGUCGAUGACGACGAUUUAGAGUCAGAUCCAAAGAAGCUGGCUGAGCUGGAGCAGGAGCUGGACCUCCUGGAGGAGAAACUGGACCAAAAGGUUGAAGACGAGAGAAAAAGGUUGAAAGAGAUCGAGAUGGAGAAGCAAAGGGAGAGAGAAAAAGAAUACGAGCUUCUGAAAAGCAAGAAGGAAAAGGAGACGAGCAUGAAGGAAAAAGAGGCUGAAGAGGAGGCGAUAGAACUGGAGAAGAUUUCCGACGGGGAAAAAGAGAAGAAAAACGAAGAUGUCCAAGAGGAAAGUACAAAAGCAGAACCUCAGAAGGAAAAAAAGAAGGAAAAGGAAACUGAGACCUGGAUCACAGCGGCGAAAGAAAAGUUUGACUUCCUGCGAGACAAGCCGAAAGAAAACAAGGAGAAAGAGAAAAAUAAAACUGGACAAGACAAAGAGGAAACGAAGAGCAAAUCAGGCGAUUCAAAACAAGAGGAUCAGGUCGAAAAAGUGCAGUCAGUGAAGGUUAAGGGCGAGAAAGAAAGCGAGAGGAAGAACAGCAGCAGCAGAGAGGAGGAAAAAGAGAUGAAACCUGAGUGGAAAAAAGAAAGAGGAACCGAAGGUGGGGAUACGGUGACAAGGAGGCACAGCAGCAGGAGUGACAACGACGGACCCGUGUGGAGAGAGAGAGGGAGCAAACAUGAAGAGAGAGAUGCCGACAGCAGCAGCAUUAGUGGACACGAGAAACACAGCAGCAGAACCGAGAGCUGGAGGAAGACGGAGGAGGAGAGAGGAGUGAAGGACUGGAGAGCCGAGCUGGCGAAGAGUAGAGAGGAGAAGAAGGAGAGCAAGGAAGGAAGAGAAUCCCGAAGAGAGGAUCACGGGAAAAGUGACACGAGGAGAGACUCACAUCGCAGCCACGAAUCUACAGCAUCCAGGAGGGAGCGCAUGGAGAGGGGAUGGGUGGGAGAGUCUGAUUCAAAGAGGAGUCACCACAGGAGAGGAUCUGACGAGCAGAGGGAGAGAGACGAGAAGAGAGGGAGCAGGAUUGAGAGUGCGAGGAGGAAGUUUGAGAGAGCUGAAGGUGAGGAGGAGGACAAGGACAAGGAGAGGGAGAGGAGGAGAGAGAACCGGGAGAGGAAAGGGAGUGACAGAGAUAGAGACAGAGACAGAGAGCACAGACACAGCCACAGAGGGUCUCGAUCACAGCCCAACGCUCUGCUGGAAGACGGACUUUAUAUUUAG
Messenger RNA from Xyrichtys novacula (pearly razorfish), 20447 nucleotides. NCBI's taxonomy places the organism in Eukaryota, Metazoa, Chordata, Actinopteri, Labriformes, Labridae. The record is from the annotation of a GenBank genome assembly.